AAUGGUCUUAUACUUGUACAUUUAAUCACUAUCAUUGACCACUCUAGGUUUGGGUAAGUUAUACAAUCCCAGACAAGACUGUUUUAAUAAGGCCUGAGCCUCGGCCAGCUCCCUCACUGGGCUAAAACCCAGCUCCCCAGCGAUCUCGGGGUGCAGGCAGCCGUGCAGGGGGAAGACAGAACGCGGCAGAAGAGGCACUUGUAAGUCUCCGCCGUAGCGCCUCGGCCGACCCCUAGAGGGCGCAGCGUCACCCGAGGCUCCGCCCUUAGCAAGGCGGGACAGAGCACGCUGUGCGCAGACGCAGAGUGUGUUGCGGGCGCCUGCAUCUCCCGACAGGCUCCUCUCUCUGCGGCGGGGCGGAGCCGGGAUCUGAGGAUGGCGUGCGCAGGCGCGGGAGUGGCUUCGGGGGCGUGCGGGGCGCGUGGAACCGGAAGUUGAAGCGUUCGCGGCUGUUAGCGAGGGCCUGAAAACCCAGGAUGAACUUGUGUCCAUCUCGGAGAUCACUGUAGGAGUCGUGAGGUGCCCUGCAUGUCAUGAGCUUGAUCCAGACCCCUGGCCACUUAACUCUUUCACCUCUGUUGGUCCCAUACUGUCAGUAAUAAGGAGACUUGGCUCCUCAAGGAGAAAGCUGUUCUUUGUUGCAGUCACUGGACUCACUGCUGGCCUUGAGGUGGGGAAUGGGUGAGAGUAUGUGGUCCAGGUGAUCAGAACUGAGAACAAUUUUGUGACAGUGUUGUGGUCAGCAGUAUGCCUCCUCCCCGAACAAGGGAGGACAGGAGUCACCGAGACCACCACCCCCGGGCUCCCCGUGAGAAAGAGACCCCGGAGAAAUGGGACUGGAAUUCCCCAGAGACUCGGAGCCUCUUGGAGGACACCUUCUUUGGUGACGAGGACUACAUCCGCCAGGGUUCUGAGGAGUGCCAGAAGUUCUGGACCUUCUUUGAGCGCUUGCAGAGAUUCCAGAAUCUCAAGACAGCCAGGAAGGAGGAGAAGGACCCUGGGCAUCCCAAGCACAGCGUUCCGGCACUGGCCGACCUCCCUGGCACUUAUGACCCUCGAUACCGCAUCAACCUCUCCGUCCUUGGUCCCGACACCCGAAACUCUCGGGGUCUGGGCAGACGCCUGCCUCCGGAGAGAGUGUCCGAGUUCCGCCGAGCCCUGUUGCACUACCUGGACUUCUGCCAGAAGCAGGCGUUCGGGCGGCUGGCCAAACUGCAGCGCGAGCGGGCGGCACUGCCCAUUGCCCAGUAUGGGAGCCGCAUCCUGCAGACACUGAGGGAGCACCAGGUAGUGGUGGUGGCAGGUGACACGGGCUGUGGCAAGUCCACUCAGGUGCCCCAGUACCUGCUGGCAGCUGGUUUCAGCCACGUGGCCUGCACCCAGCCUCGGCGAAUCGCCUGCAUCUCGCUGGCCAAGCGUGUGGGCUUUGAGAGCCUCAGUCAGUAUGGGUCACAGGUCGGCUACCAGAUCCGCUUCGAGAGCACGCGCUCGGCGGCCACCAAGAUUGUGUUCCUGACAGUGGGGCUGCUCCUGAGGCAGAUCCAGCGGGAGCCCGGCCUCCCCCAGUACCAGGUCCUGAUUGUGGACGAGGUCCACGAGCGGCACCUCCACAACGACUUCCUCCUGGGCGUCCUGCGGCGCCUGCUGCCCCAGCGGCCCGACCUCAAGGUCAUCCUCAUGUCCGCCACCAUCAACAUCUCGCUCUUCUCCAGCUACUUCGGCAGUGCGCCCGUACUGCAGGUGCCCGGGAGGCUCUUCCCCAUCACGGUUGUAUACCAGCCGCAGGAGGUGGAGCCGGCAGCGUCCAAGUCGGAGAAGCUGGACCCGCGGCCCUUCCUGAGGGUGCUGGAGGCCAUUGACAACAAGUACCCGCCCGAGGAGCGGGGCGACCUCCUCGUCUUCCUCAGCGGCAUGGCAGAGAUCAGCACCGUGCUGGAGGCCGCCCAGACCUACGCCAGCCACACACAGCGCUGGGUGGUGCUGCCGCUGCACAGCGCCCUCUCCGUGGCCGACCAGGACAAGGUGUUCGACGUGGCACCCCCUGGGGUCCGGAAGUGCAUCCUGUCCACCAACAUCGCGGAGACCUCCGUCACCAUCGACGGGAUCCGCUUCGUGGUGGAUUCUGGCAAGGUGAAGGAGAUGAGCUACGACCCGCAGGCCAAGCUGCAGCGGCUGCAGGAGUUCUGGAUCAGCCAGGCCAGCGCAGAGCAGCGUAAGGGCCGGGCAGGCCGCACGGGCCCCGGCGUCUGCUUCCGCCUCUACGCUGAGUCAGACUACGAUGCCUUCGCCCCCUACCCCGUCCCAGAGAUUCGGAGGGUGGCCCUGGACGCGUUGGUGCUGCAGAUGAAGAGCAUGAGUGUGGGGGACCCCCGAACCUUCCCCUUCAUCGAGCCCCCCCCGCCAGCCAGCCUGGAGACCGCCAUCCACUACCUACAGGACCAGGGGGCCCUGGACAGCUCUGAGGCCCUCACCCCCAUCGGGUCCCUGCUGGCCCAGCUGCCGGUGGACGUCGUGAUCGGAAAGAUGCUGCUCCUGGGCUCCGUGUUCAGCCUGGCCGAGCCGGUGCUCACCGUCGCCGCCGCCCUCAGCGUCCAGUCGCCCUUCGCCCGCAGCGCCCAGAGCAACCCUGAGUGUGCGGCAGCCCGGCGGCCCCUGGAGAGUGACCAGGGCGACCCCUUCACACUCUUCAAUGUCUUCAAUACCUGGGUGCAGGUGAAAUCUGAACAGAGCAGAAACUCACGCAAAUGGUGCCGCCGCCGGGGCAUAGAGGAGCAGCGGCUGUAUGAGAUGGCCAAUCUCCAGCGCCAGUUCAAGGAGCUGUUGGAGGACCAUGGGCUGCUGGCCAGGGCCCAGGCCACGAAGCUGGGGGACAGCUACAGCCGGCUGCGGCAGCGCCGGGAGCGCCAGGCCCUGUACCAGCUGAAACGGCGGCAUGAGGAGGACGGGGGCCGCAGGCGCAAGGUGCUGCGGCUGCAGGAGGAGCAGGGCGCGUGCUCCAGUGAUGACGAGCAGGGCGGCACAGCCUCCCAGGGGGCCGGCGACAGCGUGGACAUCCAGGAUGUGAAGUUCAAGCUCCGGCACAACCUGGAGCAGCUUCAGGCUGCUGCCAGCUCGGCCCAGGACCUGUCCCAAGACCAGAUGCUCCUGCUCAAGCUGGUGCUGGGCCGGGGCCUCUACCCACAGCUCGCCGUCCCCGACCCCUUCAACAGCGGCCGCAAGGACUCGGACCAGAUUUUCCACACCCGGACCAAGCAGGGCACCGUGCUGCACCCGACUUGCAUCUUCGCCAACAGCCCCGAGGUGCUGCACGCAAAGGAGCAGGAGGCCAGCGGCGGCGAGGGGACCCGAGAUGACAAAGACAAGGUGAGCAGCAAACACCAGCUCCUCGCCUUCGUCUCCCUGCUGGAGACCAACAAGCCGUACCUGGUGAACUGCGUCCGUGUGCCUGCUCUCCAGUCCCUCCUGCUGUUCAGCCGUUCCCUGGACACCAAUGGUGACUGCUCCCGCCUGGUGGCCGACGGCUGGCUGGAGCUCCGGCUGGUGGACAGUGAGAGUGCUGUCCGGCUCCUGGCAGCCUCCCUGCGGCUCCGGGCCCACUGGGAAAGUGUCCUGGACCGGCAGCUGGCCCAUCAGAACCAGCGGCGGCUGGAGGAGGAGGAGGAAGAGGAGGCUUCAGUGGUUGACCCCAAGGAGGUGGCCGCACUGAGCAGGGAGCUGCUGCAGUUUGCUACAUCCAAGGUUCCCUACAGCUUCCGACGGCUCACGGGGCUGGAGGCUCAGAACCUCUAUGUGGGUCCCCAGACCAUCAUGGCUGCUCCCAGCCUCCCCGGCCUCUUUGGCAGCUCUACCCUGUCCCCCCAUCCCAUCAAAGGGGGUUACACAGUCACUGACUUCCUUACUUACAACUGCCUCACGAGUGACACGGACCUGUACAGCGACUGCCUCCGCUCCUUCUGGACCUGCCCCCACUGCGGCCUACACAUGCCCCUCACACCCUUGGAGCGAAUUGCCCAUGAGAACACCUGCCCCGAGGCCCCACAGGACGGCCCCCCAGGGGCUGAGGAAGCUGCCCCUGAGGCCCCCCAGAAGACGUCUGCCCUGCAGAGGCCGUAUCACUGCGAGGCCUGCCAGAAGGACUUCCUGUUCACACCUACGGAGGUGCUGCGGCACCGGAAGCAGCACACGUGAGCCGGGCCAGGAGCCUUGCCCGCAGCCCUGCCUCACCCCAGCCCAGGACCAGGGCCAGGGCUCCUGCCUGCACCCCCAGAUUAGGCCCAGCCUGGAGGGGAGGGCGUGUGAAGAUGUUAAUAAAGUCUUGUACACUGACUCAGA
Messenger RNA from Choloepus didactylus (southern two-toed sloth), 4332 nucleotides. RefSeq names its product DExH-box helicase 34 (gene DHX34). Gene Ontology annotation, molecular function: ATP binding; RNA binding. NCBI's taxonomy places the organism in Eukaryota, Metazoa, Chordata, Mammalia, Pilosa, Megalonychidae. The coding region runs from base 748 to 4188 and encodes 1146 amino acids. The record is from RefSeq and is a predicted model, not a curated record. Gene Ontology annotation, cellular component: intracellular anatomical structure. The transcript has 17 exons. Gene Ontology annotation, biological process: nuclear-transcribed mRNA catabolic process, nonsense-mediated decay.